Messenger RNA from Homarus americanus (American lobster), 3032 nucleotides. RefSeq names its product ubiquitin-fold modifier 1 (gene Ufm1). Gene Ontology annotation, cellular component: Fanconi anaemia nuclear complex; cytoplasm; nucleus. Lineage: Eukaryota; Metazoa; Arthropoda; Malacostraca; Decapoda; Nephropidae. The coding region runs from base 1348 to 2400 and encodes 350 amino acids. The record is from RefSeq and is a predicted model, not a curated record. The transcript has 3 exons. Gene Ontology annotation, biological process: protein K69-linked ufmylation; interstrand cross-link repair.
UUAGUCGGACCCCUAGAAAGAGUUGUUCAAUUUUAUUAAUUUUUUCCAUAGAUGUUCUUCUUUAUAGUAAGUGUUUUAAAAGUGCUGACCUUUACUAGAACCUAAUAAAACCUAACCUAACCACCCAAAGACUCCUACCUAUCUUCCUAGCCGGGGGACUCCGCCCACCCGGACCCCCUGCCACAUUAAGCAGAAAGUAGUACUAAUUUGGGUAUUAUAUUAGUUUGUCAUCCGGGGAAUCUUAGGAAUUUAGGUUAGGUUAGAUAUAGUUCCUUGUUUCUGUGGUUAGGUUUGAUAAAAAUCAUUUGAAACGUCAAAAAACGUCGGAAAAACAUGGGUGACCGAAAUUAAAAUUUUACUUAUAUUUUGAUAACUGGUACCAAUGAAAGCAACUUUGUUGAAGCAUCAUGGUGUCAUUUACCUUUUUUUUUCUUCAUACGUUAGAGUUUUCUCGGACCAAGCAGCUCUGUUGUAAAUAAACAAACGACAUGAGGUGAAUCGUUAAAUUUUUUGGAAGAGUAAAUAAUUCAUUUCUUUAUGUAAGAAGCACAUAAAGACAUCAUUUAGGUGUCGUAUGAUCAGUUUUUCAUCGUGUUUUACCCAGAAAAUUAAAAAUUUUUGCCUCUUUUAAAAUGCUUACUACAAUGAUAAGAACGUGUGUGGAAAAAAUGAACGAAAUCAAACAAUUCUUUCAACUGGCGGCGGUUUCCUCAUAAAUUACCCUCUUAUCUUAUGAAAUCUACAAAAAUGCACGAGCAACACAAUUUGCAUGAUAAGAAAAUUUACCAUUUCUUUUAACUUUAAUUAACAGAUGCGGUCAGCGCUAUCAACUGAGAUCAGACGCCAUAUUGUCGUCUCAUUGAUCGUGUGUGGGUACAAUGGACCUAAAAAGAAUAUCUUCUUACUUGUUUUGGUUUGGUUAGAUCUAAAGUGACCUUCAAGAUCACCCUCACCUCGGACCCCAAACUGCCAUACAAAGUAUGAAACCUGUCCUGAACUGAGUAAGGUACCCACUGAGGGAGGAGGAAGGCUGUCUGCUUAGAAGAAGUAUAAUUAUCAUAUGAGAUGAAUCAAGUUCAUUGGCCAAGAAGAAACAAGUUUUCUUUUUAAGAAGAAAAAUGCCUACUUGUUUAUACAAUAAGUUAUUCAUAUACUGUAUUAUACCAGGAUGAGUACAUGUUUAGAAGAUGCUACUGGUACUUAAUGUACAAUAUCUGAAUUGUGGUACCUGUUGAAACAAGCAGCCCCAGAACCUGUGGCAGUUGAGGUCCACAUAAUUUUGUCCAAAUGAAAGUAAAUAGUAAUUGCUCUUUUGCAGCAUUUAAUAUCCCAGUUUAAGCAUUUAACAUGUGGAAGGAUGUGUUUGGUAACAUUUUAUACUUCAUGCAUGACUUGCUGCCAGCCGCCACUAGUAAAACUAACUGGACGCAGGAUGGCAUUGACCGAGCAGUAUCUUGGGGUGCUUAUUGCGAGAGAGCAGCAAGGAAAUUUUUUCAUAAUGGUAGCAUGGAGCUUGCUCUCUCUCAACUAGCUAAACAGUCCCCAUGGGUUCUAACAGUGCACGAUCUGAAGAAUGCUCGUCAACUUCUGCUCAGACUCCUGGUACAGAACCAGUUAUUGAAGCCUGAUGUAAAGGAGCAUGUCCAUUAUGUGGUGUACAAAGUGCUGGGCUCUGAUGAAGCUGCCAUACUCCACAAACAAGCCUCACAGCAGCAAAAAUUCUUUAAGAAACUUAAUAAUACACUAAGACAAAAUAAAGAUUUAAAGAGAAGAUUACAAACACGACUGAUGCUGGAGGCUGCCAAUAGUUCUGGUCAAGGUGAGCUGCAGGACUGUCUCAGUAAAAUGGUUGUGCUACCUAGAGGACUAUCCCAGAUUCUAGAGGCUGCCAAACUGGAUAAUGCUGCAGGCAGUAUUAAUCAAAAUAUAUGUUUAGGUCCACAGAUUAUUAAUUGGUUUGAAGGUGUGUUGCUGUCUCCACUGGACAACAAUCACAGGCGUUUAGUCCGUAGCUUAUGCACUGAACCUUCCUCAGUACUAAGUGAAUUAUUAAUUGAAAACCCAAGUUUCUUAAAGUCAGUACUAUCAACUCUAAACAGAGAGAUACAGAAAUUAGAACCUCAUUUCUCCGGUGAAGGUUGUUGUUGGAUGCCUCAAAGUCCUUCAGUUUCUAUCCUUAGCUACCAGGAUGUGGUGAAUGUGUGUAUGGCAUUGCUAAAGAAUAAGGUAUUAGCUGUAUGUAUACAGGAAAUGGUGUGUCACUGGUGUUCACAAGAUGGUGGAGCAGCCUGGAUAGAUGUACUUAAAGAUGCAAAUGUCAAAAAGCAGCAAGAUGAACAGCAGCAUAAUGAUCAACCUGGUAGUGAGAAAGAUGUAGUUGGGGCUGCUGUAGUGCACUGAUGAAAAUGUACAAAUCUAUAUGUAGUCUUCAAAUGAAAUUCUGACAAUUGUGUAUUUAAUAAAAAUAAAUACAAGUUAAAAGAUGAUACAAGUUAUAUCACAAGGUUAUCGGAAGCAUUAGCUAUUCUGUUAAAUGAGGGCAACUCUAGUCGCAGUCAAAACCUUCCAAUUCUUAAGACAUUUGCAUGUAUUUUUAUAAUCCCAAUUUACUAAAUUGUAUGUUUGCCUUCCUUAACCUCACAGAUUGAGAUCUUCUGUAGUACCAUCUUCACCACUUGGCAGACUUGUAACUUUUAAAUGUUUAAAAUAUAUGUGGACAAAAUCUUAACAUUCACCUCACAGUUUUUCUUAGGACAUGUAGCCCCACUUGUUAGCUACUUCCUGUACAGUAUGGUAGGCAGUCUGUGAAGUACAGUAAAAGUUUGUCUUAGCUGCAGUAUGAAGAAUCUUCCCACAUAUUACCUUCAGUCAUUCACACACAUGUCUUAGCAGGGGUUUGAAAGCCCCACCCAUACAUUGUCCCACCAGUCAUGUACUGUACAGUAUAUCCCUUUGCCACUGUAUGAAAAUUUUGAUAUAGAGAAGAAAUUAUUGUUAACCCUUUAGGUGCGUAAUUAAAUUUCGCGCCGGUU